Rhodamnia argentea is the source of this 876-nucleotide messenger RNA. RefSeq names its product acid phosphatase 1-like. Bases 25 to 801 code for a protein of 258 amino acids. The record is from RefSeq and is a predicted model, not a curated record. The transcript is spliced from 3 exons. NCBI's taxonomy places the organism in Eukaryota, Viridiplantae, Streptophyta, Magnoliopsida, Myrtales, Myrtaceae. Gene Ontology annotation, molecular function: acid phosphatase activity.
CUCUCUCUCUCUCUCGGCAAAAACAUGGAAAAAAGAAGAAUGGGGGCACUCCUUAUCUUUCUGGCCACAGUCCAAGGCUCGCUCGCCGGAAUCCCCCACGAAAUCCACCCCCUCCGGCCACGGUCAGGCUCCGCCGGCGAGCUCUUGCGCGGCGUGUCCUGCCUGAGCUGGAGGUUGGGCGUGGAGACUAACAACAUCAAGAGCUGGAGCACGGUCCCGCGGGAGUGCGAAGGCUACGUGGGUCACUACAUGCUGGGGCAUCAGUACAGGGAGGACUCGGAGGUGGUGGCGCGCGAGGCCGUGCUCUACGCGACGAGCCUGAAGCUCGCCGGAGACGGCAAGGACGUGUGGGUGCUCGACAUCGACGAGACCUCCCUCUCCAACCUCCCUUAUUACGCGAAGCAUGGGUUCGGAGUGGAGCCCUACAAUUCAACGCAGUUCGACGAGUGGGUCAUGACCGGCGAGGCGCCGGCUCUGCCGGAGACGCUGAAGCUGUACCGGGAACUGUUGAAGCUGGGGAUCAAGCCCAUCUUCCUCACCGGAAGGAGCGAGGACCAGAGGAAGAUCACCACCACCAAUCUCAGGAACGCCGGUUACCACAAGUGGGAGAUGCUCAUCCUGAAGGGUUCUACUUACUCUGGGAAAACAGCGGUGGCGUACAAAUCAAACGAGAGGAGGAAGGUGGAAGAGAGCGGGUACAGAAUCGUCGGCAACAUCGGCGACCAAUGGAGCGACGUGCUAGGAACCCAUUUCGGCAACCGGACCUUCAAGUUGCCCGACCCCUUGUAUUACAUCAGUUGAUCUCAUGGUCGAUGGUGAUUCACUACCAAUAAAUCUCUCGAGAGGAACGGGGGGUAAUGCAUUGAUUAGAUGUAU